AUGGUUGAUAAUUCUAGCGAGGAAUUAAAUAUCACCGUUGCAGUACGCUGCAGAGGACGAAAUGAGAGGGAAAUCAAAGCGAAGAGCGCAGUUGUCGUAACGGUCCCCGACGUAAAGGGUUCAAAUGAAGUGUCAAUUAAUACUUCUGGUGAUGUUGGUAUUGCUGCGAAAAUGAAUGCACGCACUUAUACCGUUGACAAGGUUUUUGGUCCUAGCGCAGAUCAACAUCUCAUAUUUAAAGAUAUUGCGGAGCCACUAUUUGAAGACUUUAUAAAAGGCUACAAUUGUACAAUGCUAGUAUAUGGAAUGACUUCAACUGGCAAAACAUAUACUAUGACAGGGGAUGAGAAAUUGUACGACGGCGAACUGAGUGAUGCAGCAGGGAUUAUUCCUAGAAUCUUAUUCAAGCUAUUUGAUGUAAUGAAGGCGACAGAUUGUGACUAUAUGGUAAAAUGCUCAUAUAUCGAACUUUAUAACGAAGAACUAAAAGAUCUACUAGUGGAUAUGCCUGAUAGCUCAAAAAGGCUACGAAUAUUUGAUUCCAAUAUGAGCAAUGGAAGCCGGUCAAAUUCUCAAGCCAACUCACCAGUAGAAAACGAAACUAGUAGUACGUCAAAAAGACGUUACAAGAGUUUGCCUACUAACUAUAAAAGGCUUUCAAUUGGUAAGCAACAUCAGACCUCUGCAAUUCACAUUCAAAAUCUACAAGAGUUCCAUAUAACAAAUGCAUGCGAAGGAAUUAAGAUUUUACAGAAGGGCUUAAAGCAUCGACAAGUUGCAUCUACUAAAAUGAACGAUGUAUCUAGCAGAUCGCAUACAAUUUUUACCAUUAUGCUCUACAAAAACUAUGACGGCGAACUUUUCCGUAUGUCAAAGAUGAAUUUGGUUGAUCUUGCCGGAUCAGAGAACAUAAACAGAUCUGGAGCACAGAACCUUAGAGCAAAGGAAGCUGGAUCAAUUAACCAAAGCUUAUUGACUUUGGGUAGGGUAAUAAAUUCCCUUGCGGAUAAGAAUAUUCAUAUACCGUUCCGAGAGUCUAAGUUAACAAGGCUUCUACAAGAUUCAUUAGGAGGAAAUACGAAAACUGCUUUAAUAGCCACAAUAUCUCCUGCAAAAAUAAACGCUGAUGAAACCUCUAGUACACUUGAAUAUGCUUCCAAGGCAAAAAAUAUUAUGAAUAGGCCACAGUUAGGAAGCUAUGUUAUGAAGGAGAUAUUGGUUAAAAAUAUAUCAAAGGAACUGUCCAAGCUUAAAUCAGAUUUCUUGUCCACGAAGUCGAAAGAUGGCAUAUAUAUGAGCCAUGAACAUUAUCAAGAAUUAAUUAAUGACUUAGAAAAUUAUAAGACAGAAAUACAAGAAUCUAAACGACAAGGUGAAAGCCUAGUUUCUCAAAAUGCAUUGCUAUUAAAGGAAAGGAAAACGCUACAAGAGGUGAAUGACAUGCAGCAAGCCAAAACAAAAAAAUUACAACAUACAAUUGAUUAUCUUCAGGAUAAAAUUGAAAGGCAACAUCACAAUGAGAUUGAGUUAGUAAACAUGAUCCAGAAACUGAGGGAUGCUUUACAUACAAUGCAAGGGUCACUGAAGUUAUAUGAAACCCAUGAGCAGCGCUUACAAAGUGAUAUAAAGGAAAUUCUCUUCCAGGGAAUGACUUCGUAUAGGGAAUCUAUGGAGGAACAUUUGGACUCGGUUAAACUGAACAUGCUUGAUAAGGACCUUUCCAUUGAAGAAAAUUUGGACAGCAUUAAUUCGAUAUUCAAUAGUGCAUUGGAUUCUAUACAGUCUGGAGGUAUUAGUAUGUGUGAAGAUAUAACUGCCCUGGCAAUGCGACAACCUUCCCUAUUCUACAAGCAAAUAAACUCUAUUGUAAGUGAGUUAAAGACUAAAGUGGACGGAUAUUCUGAAAUCUUGACUAAUAAGCUUACCGAAAUGUGUGAGGAAAAUAAUAACUUAAAUGAAUAUCUGGGUGAGUAUUUAUUUAAAAACAAUAACUUCGAAAUGUUAGACUUAAAGUUACAAAACGUAUAUGAAGAAGUUAAAAUUUCAUCUCAAUCGUUGAUUUCGAACUUUGCCUCAAUGUUGGAGGCGCAUGUGGAACAAAGCAAGACUCUGCUAGUUAAUUCUAUGAAAGAUACUGUUUCGGAGAUGAUUAAUAGCGAAAAAACUCUAUUCCAGCCCGUUCGAGAGAGAUGGGUGUCGUCUUUUGAAAACUUAAACCAAUGUGAUUCGAUACAUCAAAAAUUCCAAGGUGACACAACAAAGCUGGUUUCAAAUUUGGAGGUUUUAGCAGAUGACUUCGUUAAGGAUUCUGGUAUCACAUGCGAUCAAAUGGGAACCAGCAUUGAUAAUUUCAAGGAACUGGUGCAAAAAUUAUCUGAGAAAGAAGCAUUUAAGAAGCAAAUUAGCGAUCUCCAUUCCAAACAUAAAAUACUGGAGACACAUUUUGACAAUAAUAUCAGGUACUUUAAAGAAUCUAGCAAGGGCUUUGAAGAGAUGGAUUACUCUAUUAAGAGGAUUAUUAAUGAAAUGAAUAUUGACUUGGGCGAUGUGCAUUCAGUUGAAAUGCUUUUAGAACGAAUAAGCUCACGGUCUUUUGGUCCAAUUGCAUCUACCGGUAAAACUCCCAUUAGACAAAUUUUGAGAAAGGCCCCAACUGUACCCCGCUCAAGGUCAAUGUCACCGAUCAAGAACCUUAACACAAAUGUUGUACACGUACUAAAUUCUCUGAAAAGAUCGAACACUGAUGUCGACCUGGAAGGUUCCGCUAUAAAAAAAGUAAAAUAA
Eremothecium sinecaudum is the source of this 2784-nucleotide messenger RNA. It is a transcript of the gene CIN8, whose product is annotated as kinesin motor protein CIN8. Gene Ontology annotation, cellular component: spindle microtubule; nucleus. The transcript has a single exon. Lineage: Eukaryota; Fungi; Ascomycota; Saccharomycetes; Saccharomycetales; Saccharomycetaceae. Gene Ontology annotation, biological process: mitotic spindle assembly; microtubule-based movement. Gene Ontology annotation, molecular function: microtubule binding; plus-end-directed microtubule motor activity; ATP binding. The record is from RefSeq and is a predicted model, not a curated record. The coding region runs from base 1 to 2784 and encodes 927 amino acids.